This is a messenger RNA of Styela clava, 3602 nucleotides long. The record is from RefSeq and is a predicted model, not a curated record. Lineage: Eukaryota; Metazoa; Chordata; Ascidiacea; Stolidobranchia; Styelidae.
AUAAUUUGUUGUUAUGAAUACUGUAAUAACAAGUACUCCGAAUGAAAGUUUCCGAUUGAUAACAAACAAAACAAUAUGAAAGAAGGGGAUGUGAAGCCUAUAUCAGGCGGGUCCCGUUUUCUGCUUUAAUUUCAACCAUGUGGCCCCAAAAUAUUAUGAAACAAAUUGCAGAGGAAGAAGAAUCAGGUGAACAACCUGAAUACUGGUAUGAUGAAUUUGGAUUCAUUGUAGAUGGAGAAGACGGUGCGGAACCAAACAGCAGUAAACCGAGGGGAGUUCCGCUUAUGGAAGACCCACAGCAUAAAUUACAAUGGCAAGCUCAUCUUGAGUUUAGCAUGAAUUCUGACGUGGAAGACUUGUCAUGGGAUAAAAUUGGACACACAAUUCCUCGAUCUGAUAAGCUUACAAAACUUGUUCAGGGAGGUAUACCACAUAGUAUGAGAUCUGAAAUAUGGGCUCGUCUUUCUGGAGCUUUGCAUAAAAAGAUGACAAGCAAAGUUACAUACAAAGAAAUAAUCGAAGCAAGCAUGGAAGAUGUUAAUCUAUCUUCAAAAGCAAUUGAAAAAGAUCUUUUACGAACCAUACCUAACAAUGCAUGUUUUUCCAACAUGGACAGUUUAGGCGUUCCUUGUCUUCGCCGUAUUUUGAAGGGUUUGGCAUGGUUGUAUCCAGAUAAUGGUUACUGUCAGGGCACAGGCAUGAUAGUUGACCUUCUGCUGUUCAUGGAGGAGGAAGAUGUUUUUUGGACAAUGUCAGCUAUAGUUGAAGACCUUGUUCCUGCGUCAUACUUCAACACAAACUUGAUUGGGUGUACAUGCUGACCAGCGUGCGCUCCGUCAACUUUGGUCCAAUUCAUUCCGUCUCUGGAUAAGCUUUUAUUAGAACAUGACAUUGAAAUAUCUCUCAUUACGAUGCAUUGGUUUAUGACCAUAUUAGCAGGCGUAAUUCACACAAAAAUUUUGUUGCGUAUAUGGGAUAUGUUUUUUCUUGAUGGUUUAGUUCUUUUCAAGAUUGUAAUCGGCAUGCUCAAGCUAAAAGAAGAUGCAUUCACAGGAAUUGAUAACUCUGCUGAUAUUUUCAACAUGCUUUCUGACAUACCAUCAUUGAUCGACGAUGCUGACCAACUUCUCGAAUGCGCAGAAGAUGCUGCUGGAUCACUGACAAAAAUUGUACUAGAUACACAUAGGAAAAAGCAUCUGGCCUUUUUAAUGUCUGAACAUGGGACACAAAAGACUGCACAAGUUGAUAUUCCAAGGAAACAGGCUCUUAGGAGAAGAACCUACUUGGGUCGCCUAAUAUUUGGAUCAGCGGUUGAUGGUAAAUUUGAGUACCAGAAAGCUAAAAAUAUAAAACAGACUGAACUUGUUGCUGAUUUACGUCAGUCAAUCUUGUCUAUUAUGAAACAUUUCCAAAGUUGCCAAGAGAACCAAGAAGUCACUUUUGACCCAGAUUAUUCUGUUAAAAGUCAUCAACAUGAUAGAGACACUUACAUGAAUGUUUCUCUUCAACGAAGACAGCGUGCUAAAGCAUUGCUCAACUUUGAACGUCAUGAUGAUGAUGAGCUAGGUUUUCGUAAGAAUGACAUAAUUACUGUUAUCAAUAUGAAAGAUGAACAUUGUUGGGUCGGUGAAUUAAACGGUCUAAAAGGUUGGUUCCCAGCUAAAUUUGUCCAGUUGUUGGAUGAAAGAAGCAAAGUUUACACAAAUGCUGGCGAUGACACUGUUAAUGGAACUAUUACAGAUUUAGUCAGAGGAGGACUGUGUCCAGCAAUGUCUGCGAUAUUCGAACAUGGAUUACGACAUCCGGUAAUGCUGGGAAAUGCUUGCCAUCCAUGGCUUUUCAUAGAGGAAGCUGCAAAUUAUGAAGUUGAAAAGGACUUUGAUUCUGUUUUUUCCAGGCUCGUGCUGUGCAAGACAUUCAGAUUGGAUGAAGAUGGUAAGGUUCUCACACCUGAGGAAUUACUUUAUAGAUGUGUACAAGCUGUGAAUCAUACACAUAAUGAUGCUCAUGUGCAAAUGGAUGUCAAAUUUAGAUCUUUGAUUUGUUUGGGUUUAAAUGAGCAAGUGCUCCAUCUUUGGCUUGAGAUACUGUGCUCGUGUACCCCUGUUGUAUCCAAGUGGUAUCACCCCUGGUCAUUCAUCAUGUCACCAGGUUGGGUACAGCUGAAAUGUGAGUUGAGAGUUCUGGCUCAGUUUACCUUAUACUUGUCACAAGAUUGGGAAUUGCCAAAAAAAAAGGAAUCAAAAGAGACACUAAAGACUGGAGUUCGUGAUAUGUUAGUGAAACACCAUCUGUUUAGUUGGGAUUUGUGACAUGUAUUUCAAUUACAUUAACAUGGAGACUAUAGUACAUACAAGCUUUCAUAAGCAAGAUAUUAAAGCUUAAAUGCAAUAUGAACAAAACUUUAGAACUUAAUUGCCAAAAGCUGUUCUUGCUCCCACUAUAUCAACUGCAUAUAAUGUUUCUGACAGUGCAUUAGUCAUGUCAUAUUGAAAUACCUUUUAUAUAUAACUAUUCUGGAUAGUAAUAGGAGAUAUUCAAACAAGUCUUGAUUUUAUAUCAUCAACACUCUUAAAUGAUCAAUAGUAACUAAUCAAUUGUUAUAUAAAUAAAUUAUUAUAUGGCAAAAUGAUUAUCUUGUCAGUUCAAGCAAAUUAACCACCAAUCGAAUUCCUGUAUAUUGCCUUUAUUGCAAGACUCCUUAUGUUGGUUGACACCUUUGUUGAAUAAAACCUUGAUGGUAAGUUGAAAUUGUUGAGCAAAUUUACCACUUCUGCUGCAUUCUUCUCAGACCUUUCUCUUGUAUAGAUACAUCAGUUGAGGUGUUCCUUUCAAGCAAAGGCAUUCCAUCAUUAAUCGUUCCACCAUUACUCUCAAUUGGUUGUUUUACUUACCAAAAUAAUUAACUAGUUUAAGCAUGUAUGGUUGUUUGUCUCCUCUCCUCUCUCCUGGAAGAAUUGUGCAAGAUAAAUAUUAUUUAUUUUUUGAUUUAUCAUGGUCAUUUUGUAUUUUAGAUCUGCACAAUUAAUAUUCCAUUUGCACUUGUUUUGGGUUAUCACUUAUUUUGCCCUCAUCGUCAACUUUUGUAGUAACUUCUUGUAUACUUAAAAAAAAUUGUGUGUUUACAUUAUUUGUUUCCUUGAGUUUGGUGCUUAGCAUUUAUACACAACUCUUUUUGUCAAACCUUUUUUCAGAAUGUACUACUGUUCCAAUGGGGAUAGAAUGCAUCAAACUUGUUUGCACAUCUUUUUACAUUUGUCAUGAAGCAAUGAAAAUUUUUUUUUCUGAAGAGCAUUUACAAUCGGGCCAAACAUGUUUGAGAAUAUUUCCUAAACUGCAAAUGUAACUUUAAUAAUAGUUGGUACUCGGAAAUUGAAUUGUAAUUUACUGAAUUGAGUUGAUUCAAAAUCUCGUUCUUGUGUUUUAUCAGCAGAACGGGGCUUGGAUUUAUGCUGUAUUGUUGAUGACAUUUGAAUUAGUCUAGUUUUUGUAAGUGUAAUUUAUUUUUCUUGUACUGUAGUUUGUAGUGUACUCGUAGUGAAUUCCUGGGAUUUUUGUGCAUUAACGUUAUUGGGCUAAAUGCAAUAAAUAUUUUACAUCAA